AUGGCAACCGCUUUCAAUUUACAGGCAUUCGUGCUUCAUCCCUCGGCCGAAGCACUUGAGCUCUGUAAAAAGAAGGAUCUAUUUGAGGUUGCCGAUCAUUUUGAGAUUUUGUAUUCCCGUCAGAGCAGCAAGGCCGAACUCAAGGUGCUGCUCCUGGAUGGUUUGGUGGAGAGGGGCUUGCGUUUGAUCCCAGAGGCUGAGAGGUCUGAUGAGAGCAUCGUGCAUGCGACUACCCCGAGACGUACGGAGACGCCUGCGGAUGGCCCUCCCGGAGCGGAGCGUGAGUUUGUAGAGGGCGAUGCGCGGCCUGAACCACCGCGCACUCCUCCUCGCUACGGGCCGCCCUCCCCAGCUCCUUCCUCUCGCGGCUCAGUUGGUGGUGCUCGGCGCGCUUUGCGGCUGGCACGCAUCAAGAUGGAGGCCGAGCAGAAGGAUCGGGACCGCAGUGCCGAGCUCGAACUGCAUAUACGGAGGCUUGAGAUCGAGGCUGACAAAGCUGUGCGACUCAGACGCCUUGAGCUGGAGGCCGAAGGCCGCCUCCCCAGUCCUACUCAACGCCCGGGCUUCGCUGCACCUGCCACAGCCCUCUCCCCAGCUGUUCAUGACUCUCUUGACCCUGAUCGUCCACGCUCUCCUGGAACCUCCACAAGGGACAGUCGGCUUCUACUGCCGCGAGCCCGGACACGUAAUCGCAGACUGCCCUACUCUCAGACAAAAGGAAGAGUGUUCAGCUCCAAACGUUCAGAGCAUUGGGUUAAUUCAAUCUGGGGCAUGGUGUUUCCUCCCCUGUUGGAUGCGGUUCUGUCCCCGCUUGUGUGUGCCUCUGAUCGUCAGAUGCCCACGGGUUGUGCUGUGGCGCACACCCGUCCUCCAGAACAGUGCGGUUGUAGUCUGCCCGCCAGUCAAGUGAAACCACGACAUGACCAUGUUUUUGCAGUGAAGAUGGACUGGAGUGGAACUGGCUCUUUUCUGCUGUUUUUUCUCCUGAUGCUCAAUGGUCAAGUUGGGCGUUUGGCUGGUGUUGCCGUGACGAUCCCCUGGCACCAUGAGCUGUGCUGUGCCCCCCUUGCACAGGAGACCCCCCCACACUAUGACUCAGGGCUGCUCCCUGAGUCACUCCCCCCUCGCUUCUCCCACUGUGACUUCAGCAGCAAACAUCACAACUUCGACGACGAUAACCACUUCAACUUUACCAUGUCCUUCGCUACAGGCCUCUGUGUGGAUGUAAUCUGUGAGAUGAGAGAAAACCGGAGCGUCUUAACCUGUCGGAUGGAGACGGACGAUUCGACAUUCAAGGCCAUACCCACUGCCAUCGUCUUGCAGACCCUUUCAUCCGGAUCAGAGAGGAUAAACACGUCUGAAGAUCCUGUCAUCUGUGAAGGGAACAAUUCUCUUCAAUGUUCUCUGCUUCUUGGUGCCAACCGUUCUGAUAUCAUGCUGCGCGUCAUCAUCGCUAACGUAACCUCCUCACCGCUUCACCUCGAAGUUCCUACCACACCUGUAAAACUACCAGCUCCAAUAAACGUAUUCCAUGAGCAGACCAUUGAAGCAGCGCUGGAGUUGCACUGGGAGCCUCCACCGGGAGAGUGGGGCAAGCUGAGGUAUGAGGUCCGAUAUGCCCCCAGCAAUGCACCGGCAGAGUGGCCAGAGUGGAAGGUUUUUCAGGUGUUUGGAAAGACCAGCCUGCGCUUGGACCUGGACGUCAACAUCAACUUCAGCAUUCAGAUCCGCUGCUCAAACCUGGAGGAGGCCGCCGUGUGGAGCGACUGGACCAAGCCUCACCACAUCCACCUGGACUAUCUGAGCUAUAUUCCAGAAGUUGUGAAGGCGCGUCCUGGUGAAGCCGUAACCAUCUACUGCGUGUUUAAUAAUCGCACGUCUGAAGCAAGUUCAGCUCAUUGGAACCUGAACUUACAUGAGCCACUUCCAAGCAACCAGUACCACCCAGUCAACCAGUGGGUGAGCCAGGUAACAGUGCGGCCGUCAGGAAGGCGCUUGGAGGAACUUCUGCAGUGCUCUCUAGACGACAAAUUCUCCUACAGCCAAAUCUAUGUGGAAGGCGCAAACGUCGACAUAAGCUGCACAACAAAUGGAGACAUAAAUGAAAUGGAGUGUAGCUUAAAGGAAGACAACCACAUGAUGAAUCCCAUUUUCAAGUCUAGGUGGGCCAAUGUGCUGUGUGAAGAGAUGGAGCGAAGGGAGAGGGCGGGGGAAGAGCAGGGAUCACAGGGUCCAGUGUGCCACAAUCAGAUGUCCUGCAAAAUCCAUCCCCUCCGGAUGAAUUGCUACAAACUAUGGCUCGAAAUUGAUUCUCAACUGGGCCCCAUCGCCUCCAGACCGAUCUACCUGUCUCCACUUGACCAUGUAAAACCACACACACCCUCUAACGUUACGGCUGUGACUGGGAGGUCUGGGAUCCUGACCGGGAGGCCCGGGAUCUUGUCAGUCACAUGGGUUCCUCCCCCUCUGCCCGUGGGUGGGGUGCAGUGCGAGUUUCGCUUCCAUGCCCCUACAACCAAGGGGCCGCCGGUGUGGAGGGUCCAGCCUCCGGUGCUGGAACACAGCAGCGGCGUGUCCGUCUCCAGCGUGUGUGAGUCAUAUGCAGUUCAGGUGCGCUGUCGACCCAAACACAGCGGCUACUGGAGCGAAUGGAGCCCAACCGUGUACUCUGUCCCACAAAACAGUCAAGCCCCUGAGCGCGGCCCUGAUUUCUGGAGAGUAGUUUCUGAUGAUCCGACUGGAAACCGAUCUACAGUAACUUUGCUGUUUGAGGGUCUGCAGACAUCGGGCCUGACUUAUUGCGUGGAUGGAUUGAAAAUCAGGCGCCAUCCUCUGGACGGGUUGGCCAUCGAGGAAAAGACCGGCCUCAAAUCCUCCUACAGCUUUCCAUGGAGCCACGAAGUCCAAACCGUCAGCGUGGAGAGCUACAACAGCCUCGGACAAUCUGCGAACAACUUUAAUAUCACUCUGAGCCGAGUCAAGCGCGUAGCAGUGCACUCCUUCCAUGUCCUGGUGGUGAACAGCUCGUGGGUGUCCGUGUCCUGGUCCGUAGUGAACCAGAGCUCUCCGCCGCUGUCUCUGGUGCUGCAGUGGACUCACCCAGACAAACACACAAACCCACUCGGCUGGAAGAGACUGCGCCCCUCCGACCGCCCUGUCCUUUUGCGAGGAGACUUCUUGGGUUCUGAGGAGUAUGAUUUCUACCUGCACCCUGUGUUUGCGGAUGGCGAAGGACAAGCUGUUCAUACGAAAGCAGUGAGACGAGAUGCCGGGGACUUCAUGCUGCUGAUGAUCAUCUCCUUUCUGUCCAUUGUGCUGUUGGUCACUCUGGUCCUCUCACAAAACCAGAUGAAGAAAAUAGUGUGGAGGGAUGUGCCCAACCCAAACAAGUGCUCCUGGGCCAACGGAGUGGACUUCAGAAAGAUGGACCCUUUGGAGCACUUUCUCAAAUCUCCGGAGACCCUCCCAGCCUGGCCCCUGCUGCUGCCCAUGGAAACCAUCUCCACUGUGGUCAUCAUGGACAAGAUUACGCUAGUUCCAACUCGUUUUGAUCCCAGUAACUCUACAAGUUUAGAUCCCCCGGAUAGCCCAUCAGAGCCCUCUAUGGAUAAUACAGACAUUUUAAAUCCAGAAUUCAGCGCUAGUCCCCUCGUGUCGGAAACAUCGGACGUCAUUCAAGACAGUUCCGGGCAGUUGUCUGUAAACUACGCCACCGUGCUUCUCUCCGACCCGCAGAUAAAAAAACAUUUUCGAGACGGAAGCGGCUGCAGCUCUUGCGACGAGGGAAAUUUCUCCGCUAACAAUUCGGAUAUUUCAGACUCGGACAUUGACAAACGCCGUUCGGGUUCCUACAACUCGGAGGAAUUUUCCGACUCAUCAGACCAUGACGACGACAACAAGCAAGAACAAGACUUGUAUUAUUUAACAUUAAACAGCGAGGACAGCGAGGGAGAGGAAAAUGAAAGUAUACUCGUGAAAAGCAUUGUUUUAGGCAAAGAAAACGGCUCAUGUCCUUUGAUGGACGCCGAGGCAGACUCUAAUGAGGAAACUCUGCUCUACUUGCCACAAUUCAGGACUGGUCCCGUCACAAACGAGUCUCAACUGUGA
Molecule: messenger RNA, 4107 nt
Organism: Knipowitschia caucasica
Lineage: Eukaryota; Metazoa; Chordata; Actinopteri; Gobiiformes; Gobiidae
Source: the annotation of a GenBank genome assembly